AUGACUGAUAAAGAAUCAAAUCCGACAAAACCAGUCUUGGAGACAAAUUGGUCCCCCGAUAUUGUUCAAGCAACGCUUCCUUUUUUAUCUCCAGAUGAUAUCAGAAAUUUAUCAUUGACUAAUAAAUAUUUUCAUAAAUUACUAAACUAUGGAUCAUCUGAAACAUUAUGGCAUGAAUUAUUUCAUAAGGUUUACAGCACUUUAAAUACCAAUGAAGAACCUUUCCAAAUUAAUGAACAAAGUGAAUUUAAAACGUGUGCCGAGAAUAUUUUAGUGAAAAGGUUUCCCAAUGCUUCUUGGCAAGAUAGAUAUACAAUGAGAACAAAAAAUACCAGAUUCUAUUCCUGGGGGUGUUUAAGAAAUGGCCGAUUAGGUUAUACUUUAUCAUCAUCUGCUGAGAUUCCAGAAUCUAGUAUUAAUACAAUUGGGAUUCAAGGUAAGGCGGGAAUCAAUUCACCAAUUUCGGUACCAUGGAUUGAAUUAAAUGAUGACACUAUUGAUGAUUUUGCAGUGGUACAAAUCUCAGGCGGUGGAUUUUCAUUCCAAAUACUAACAAAAUCGGGGGAAAUAUAUUCUACAGGUACGACUUUUACUGGAGGGCAUAAAGGUCCAGGAGCCGCUGAGGGAGAAAGUGAUUACAAUCCAUAUAGAGAAUUAAUUGAAGAAAUAGAAGAUUCACUGCCAAGGGUCCGCCUUGGUGGAAGGUCACAUAUUAAUACAACUGGAACAUUGAGUGGAAGAACAAUGCUACCGCACAAUAGAGUUAUUAACCCAAUUGCUUCAAUACCUCCUGGUGUUCCACCAAAUAAUUCAGAUUUCAAUCUUGGCCAUCCACAUACUGAUAUUUAUGCAGGUUUUGCAGAAAUGGAACGUGCUUCAAGCCAAACAUUACCAGAAAAUCAAAGUAUAAGAAGGAUGUUCCCAAGAAAUAGCUUGAAGUUUUAUAAUAAGACCUCAAAUGACGAUGGUGAUACAGAGAAACAUACAGUUGAGGAUAUUAAAUUCUCUUCAAUUUGUUCGGGAAGAAGCCAUUUUUUAGCACUUGAUGAUAAUAAUGACAUUUAUUCUUGGGAUUCUACUGAUUCGGACCAUGGAGUGUUAUUGCGUUUUAAAGAUCUGGAUACAACUAACACUCAACCUAUACUAAAAAUAGGAUGUGGGUGGAACUUUAAUUGUGCCUACGUAUAUCAUGUUGGUCUAAUAGUAUGGAACAGCCGUUCAGUGUUAAAAAAGGGAGAUAAAUUUUCAUAUGCCAAUUAUAAGAUAAUUCCAGGAACUUCUGGUUCAGAAACAGACUCCAAGGUUGUAGAUUUUGCUUGUAUUCAUGAUGAAAAAGUACUAUUUAUUACUAACAAUGGUAAUAAAUUAAACAUAUAUGAAAAGGGAGUAGUUAAUACAUUGUCCUUAGACAUAACCGGAAAGAUCCUAAAAAUAACAGUCAGCUAUAGUUCGUUAGUUAUAUUUACUGAUAAUGAUUGUUAUUUCUUCAAGCUACAUGAUGGGAAUAUAGAUGUCGAUUCAAGAAUUAUUCUAAAAUUAGAUGAUCCUGAUGAUCACUUUAUUUCAUUAGCCUCAGGGGAUUACCAUCAUAUAGGUUUAACACAAUCAGGAAACAUUUAUACCUGGGGAUUAGAAAGCCAAUGGUCUGGGUGUCUCGGUCUAGGAUCACCGGAUCAUAUCGUCGAUGAAUUACAUGUAGGUAAUGUUGAAAACCAUAGAGAUAUCAGAGUUUUGAAACCUACUAAGUUGGAACUUGGCGAGGGUUCUGCAGGAAUGGCUGUUGCAGCAGGUGGUUGGCAAACAAGCGCGCUAAUUUUAAAGAAUUAG
Molecule: messenger RNA, 1827 nt
Organism: Vanderwaltozyma polyspora DSM 70294
Lineage: Eukaryota; Fungi; Ascomycota; Saccharomycetes; Saccharomycetales; Saccharomycetaceae
Gene: SAF1
Product: SCF ubiquitin ligase complex subunit SAF1
Exons: 1
Coding region: 1-1827 (608 amino acids)
Cellular component (GO): cytoplasm
Molecular function (GO): guanyl-nucleotide exchange factor activity; protein binding
Source: RefSeq, a predicted model, not a curated record